UCAAGUUUUAAAAACUUGCUUGGGGUCAAUCUGGUUUGGCUCAAAUUAAACCAUCCCCAUGCCCCUAUUAAAGAGAAAUAAAAAAUAAAAUAAAAAGUCCCAAGCUUGUAGGAUGAUACAGCCAAACCUAGACCUCUAAAGGCCAGAAGUUUGGCAUGUUUGGUCUGGUCUUGGCACCAGGUGCCGCAAGUGGGUGCAUGUGACAAUUACCAAACCAUUAGAAGAUAAAAUUUUCUUGGGUUUGAAAUAAAGAGACAUUCUUGUGAAACAUGGAAUUUUUUUUUCUCCUUCACCACGUGGGAAUAUAAGCUUAAUCACAUCGUCGUGGGAUCCACAAACCCGAUAAGAUUUUAGUAUAUACUUCAAAGUACUCUCCCACACGCAUCUGAAACCCCUUGCGUGGUCAGUGGUUGAAGGAAAAUAUGAUUUUUUUGAGAGUGACCAGUGCAAAUUAUACAAUACAUACAAACCUUAUUUAUAUGUCCAUAAUAUCUUGAUAUUGUUACAGGACUUUCAUUUAGCUUUAAUCCAUUGUAAGAAAACAAACAUGAACUCUUCACAGCAGGCUGCUACCAUGACUUCAAAUUGGAAGAAUAAUGGCGGUGACGAGCACCGUUGGGUCAUUCGAAUCCGUAGAAUCUUCGAGGAAGAGCUUGAAGAUGAUGAGGUUGAGUUCCCAGUAUGUAUCUUCAAUGUCCCUAAAACUCUAUUAUCUGUCAAGCCAGAUUGCUUCAUUCCUCACCAAAUUGCAAUAGGCCCAUACCAUCACUGGAGGGAGGAGCUCUAUGAGAUGGAAAGCCACAAGGUUGCUGCAGCAAGAAGAGCCCAAAGACAAUUCCAGAGCCUAAAAUUCGAAAACCUCGUCGAAGAAAUGAAGAAACUCAUGCCAAAGAUCAGGGGUUGCUACAAUAAGUACCUUGAUUUAAGUGGUGAAACACUAGCAUGGAUGUUAGCUGUGGAUGCAUGCUUCUUGCUUGAAUUCCUCCAAAUUUAUGCCAUCAAAGAAGGCAAAGUCCAAACAGAAGUUCAUGCAGGCAAGAAAUUUACUAAUUAUGUUAUGCUUAGAGAUAUAGUGAUGCUUGAAAACCAAAUCCCACUGUUCCUAUUGAGAAAGGUCUUAGAACUCCAGCAUUCCUCCCUGGAAGCAGCAGAUGAAACACUCAAUGCCUCUUUAAUUGGUUUAUGCAAAGAGGUAUCUCCAUUCAAGAUGAUGAAUCUCUCAAGCAUCCAAUCCACAGAGCAUUCACACUUGCUAGAUAUUUUGUACCACAUGAUUGUGCCCAAAUCUGAAGAACAACCCGAUUUCGCCAUUGAAGUCUGUGAUGGACUAGCUGUUCUUACCGUCGACGACAUUGUAGAUGAGAUCAAAGGCUCAAAUCAAGUAAAGAAGAUCGCGAAUUUGAUCUGGAAACCACUAUCCAAAUUAACAGAAGGCACUGUAAGUACUGUUAAAAGAGUACUAAUUUCCACACCUGCUAAUUUCUUUUCUAAAUUACCUGGGUUUUCCAUCCUAAAGCAGCCUUUAGAAUUAUUGUUUACCAAAACUAAAGCUGAAAUCAUAUCUGAGUAUGAGGGUUCAAGUUCAACCAACAACAUCCACAAGCCUCCUUUGAUAGAGGAAAUCACGAUCCCUUCAGUGACUGAACUCUACAAUUCCGGUGUCCAAUUUGCAACCAUAAAAGGGGGUAUCACAUCCAUUAGCUUCGACACGAAAUCAUUCACACUUUACCUCCCUACUGUUACUAUAGAUGUUAACAGUGAAGUGAUAUUAAGAAACUUGGUUGCAUAUGAAGCAUCAAAUGUAUCAGGACCAUUAAAUUUUACGCGAUACACAGAAUUGAUGAAUGGUAUUAUAGACACCAAGGAGGAUGUGAAACUGCUUAGGGAGAAAGGGAUUAUUCUGAACCAUCUGAAGAGUGAUGAAGAAGUUGCUAACCUUUGGAAUGCAAUGACUAGAUCAGUGAGAUUAACAAAAGUUCCCUUCUUGGACAAGGUAAUUGAAGAUGUGAACAAAUAUUAUAUAGGUACAUGGAAGGUCAAGAUAGCAAACCACUUGAAAAGGUAUGUGUUUGAUUCAUGGCAGAUCCUGACACUCUUAGCAACUAUUCUUCUGUUGUUGAUGACAACUCUUCAAGCAUUUUGCUCAGUCUAUAGCUGUGGCCGCGUUCUACAUAUUGACUCAACUAUCAAUCACUGAUUCAUAGUGCUGUGCCUGCAGCAAAUAUGAUAAUUUUUUUUUUUAUUCUUGUUCUUAAUUUAUCAAUGUUUGUUCAUCUCAGUUCAUUAAAUUCUAUUUGAAA
Macadamia integrifolia is the source of this 2300-nucleotide messenger RNA. RefSeq names its product putative UPF0481 protein At3g02645. NCBI's taxonomy places the organism in Eukaryota, Viridiplantae, Streptophyta, Magnoliopsida, Proteales, Proteaceae. The transcript has a single exon. The record is from RefSeq and is a predicted model, not a curated record. The coding region runs from base 548 to 2197 and encodes 549 amino acids.